ACACCUCACUGCUUCCACUCUCGUUUUUGCAAACCGCCUUUGCUCAUGGCAUAGAGUGGGAGGAGAACUUGAAAUCCCCAUGGCGUUGGUCCAGCGAGCCAGUGUGAUUGUGAAUCGAGGGCGGCCGCGAACCUCGAACAAACAACACGCGAGAUGAGACAAACGACGUUCGCGCUGGCCGCGACAGUCACCGCCGCCUUGAUUUGCGGCGCGUCCUGCCUGGUGCAGCCACAGGAAGUUUUUUCAUGGAAGGAGAUGGAGUUUGCAUGGCCAAGCAAGGAGGCCAUGGAUGAGGCUGUGAAGAGUGGCGAGUAUAUCAGGGAGAAUAAUUUGCCGUUGGGGAUUGAUAGAUGGAAGGAUAAGUUGUUCGUUACUGUGCCCAGAUGGAAGGCAGGCGUAGCCGCUUCCUUGAACUACAUCGAUCUCAGUACAGCCAACACGACCUCACCUCUCACCCCUUACCCCAGCUGGAUGGCCAACAAACUACCUAAAGAGGGCGAACAUCCUCCUGAAGACCACGUUGUCAGCGUGUUCCGGGCUUUCGUGGACUCCUGCGACCGCCUGUGGGUGAUGGAGACCGGAUUGGCUGAUAUUCUGGGCAUUCCCCACCAAGUGACGUCACCUGCCAUCGUGAUCUUUGAUUUGAACACAGAUAAGGUGAUCAGAAGGUACCAGUUGAAGCCGGAGGAUAUCAAGGGGGAUGACUCUUUCUUCGCGAAUAUUGUGGUAGACAUGCAACCUGGCAAAUGUGAUGAAGCAUUCGCUUAUAUCCCAGAUCUAGGAGGCUAUGGUAUCGUAGUUUACUCAUACAAAGACAACGAUUCAUGGCGAGUCAAGCACAACUUCUUCCAUUUUGAUCCUUUGCAAGGCGAUAUGACGAUCGGAGGUGUCAAUUUCCAGUGGACUGAUGGUGUGUUUGGAUUAGCUUUGGGAAAUCCGGAGCAAAAUGGUGACCGUACCGUCUACUUCCAUCCACUCGCCAGUACGAUGGAAUUUUCAGUCAACUCUCAUGUGUUGAAGAAUAAAACUAUAGCCACAGAUCCUCACAGCUAUAGUCUUUACAAGGUUGAAGGCUCGAAAGGACCAAAGUCUCAAACUUCAGAGUCUACAAUUGAUUCAAAAACCGGAGUGAUGUUUUUCACUCAGUUACAAAAAGAUGGAAUUGCCUGUUGGAAUACCAAAAUGCCAUUGGAUCCUCCCAAUGUUGGAAUGAUAACUCAAGACAAUGAAAAGCUGAUUUUCACUAACGACAUUACUGUAAGUUUAUUAUUUUACAAUAUGUAGGAACCCAAAAACCAUUAGAUAUGACAAUUCGUUUUUUAUUCACGAUUUUGGAAUUUAUUUUGUUGCAACUAAAAGGGCUUCAGUGUGGGUCCAAAAUCUUCAGCAUCUUAGGUGUUUUCUUUUAGUGACGUACAAAAUAUCUUAAUUAUACACAUGUCGUCACUCUUAUUUCAGAUUGACGGAGAUCGGAACCUAUGGAUGCUGUCAGAUCGAAUGCCUCAAUUCAUCUACAGAAGUUUGGAUGCAAGUCAAGUGAACUACAGGAUAUUCAAGGUGCCAGUUGAUGAGGCCAUUAAGGGUACUC
Messenger RNA from Acanthoscelides obtectus, 1588 nucleotides. The record is from the annotation of a GenBank genome assembly. Lineage: Eukaryota; Metazoa; Arthropoda; Insecta; Coleoptera; Chrysomelidae.